CGCGACCUUCCCGGAAGUCCCGGCAGCCUAACCAUAUGAUAGAUCAACAACCUGGAGAAGAAACCUGGAUCACCGAUUGUGACAUACGAAGACGGCAGGAAGGCGCAUUGACAGUCACAGGACCAGAGACUGCAUAACAAACUAAUCCGAGUCCACCGUUUUGGUUUUGCUGUGUUCCCUGAGGCUUCCUAGGAGGACCCCCGUCCCACCCCACAUCCCUACCACUCCUCUUCCACCAUCAUGAGCACCCGUGCGAACCCCAGGACCAACGGGAACCUGCCCCAGACCAAGAUCUGCCAGUUUAAGCUGGUGCUGCUAGGGGACAUGGCAGUGGGCAAGUCCAGCCUGGUCUUGCGCUUCGUCAAGGGCCAGUUUGAUGAGUUCCAGGAGACCACCAUCGGAGCUGCUUUCUUGGCUCAGUCAGUUUGCCUGGACGAUACCACGGUGAAGUUCGAGAUUUGGGACACAGCCGGACAGGAGCGCUACCACAGCCUGGCCCCUAUGUACUAUCGCGGGGCCCAGGCAGCUAUCGUAGUGUUUGAUAUUACAAAACCGGAGACGUUUGAGCGAGCAAAGGCCUGGGUGAAGGAACUCCAGAGGCAGGCAAGUCCCAACAUCGUCAUCGCGCUGGCAGGAAACAAGUCCGACCUCGCGGAGAAGAGACUGGUGGAGUACGAGGAGGCUCAGACGUACGCUGAAGACACAGGCUUGUUGUUCAUGGAGACGUCGGCCAAGACCGCUAUGAACGUGAACGAUCUAUUCCUGGCCAUUGCAAAGAAGAUGCCGAAAACAGACACUCAGAACCCGACGCACGCCGCCCGGCACAGGGGAGUCAACCUGCAGGACCCGGACGCCCAGUCCACCCGAAGCUGCUGUGGGAACUAAACAUCUCUUAGUCCACUCUGUACAUCGAUAAGGGAGACCACCGACACCUUUUCCCCUUUGGUUCCCCACCUUCUACCCUUUCACCUCCAAGACUGACCUGAGAGAGAGAGAGAGAGAGAGAGAGAGAGAGAGAGAAAGAAAGAAAGAAAGAAAGAAAUGUCUAACAGAGUGAAUGAGAGAAAAAAAGGGAAAAAAGAAAAAGAGGUUUGGAUAUACCCUCCCUGGUAUUGAAAAGCGAUUUAUCUGAACAGAGAAUUGGUGAAAACACUUGUACUGUAGAUUACAGGACUCUCUCGCUCUCUCUCUCUCUCUCUCUCUAUAUAUAUAUAUAUCUAUAAAAAAAAUGGCACUUAAUGGUGGAUGUCUGUUCCUGUUUAUUUUGCCAGCAUUUCUUUUUGCCUACUCAAGCAGUUGGGAAUGGCAGAGCUUCGACAAGAACAAAGAAAGGGAGGAAGCCAAUCUCCUAACAGCUUCUCAACACUAAAAAAGAAACACCUUAAGCUCCACCCCUCCCUGGGUUCAUCACGCACCCACCCCAGAGCACCACGAUGAACUUGAAGACGGAAAUUAUCAUCCUGCAUGCGUGUAGACUUUACCUUCUUCUACAGCUGUGAAAUCCCGGACAGGAAAUGUCUUCCCGGUUUCCUUUCCCUUCUUCUCGCGUGCUCUCCAGUCAUCCGGUCAUAUUUGCUUUGCGAUUCCUGUCCCGUCGGAAAACUACUGAUGCGGCCGUCUGUAACGUACUAGUGUUAGUAACAUAACUAUACGAUUGGUAGCAAUCCUACGUGAAAAUCUGUCGCUUGACGCACAGAUCCAGAUCCAGUCUUCUUCUUGUGCUGUUUGUCUUGAAGCAACUACAACUACACAAAAACUGCACAGAGGAAAAUGGUGGUUGAGUUAAAAAAAAAAAAGAAUGAAAGAAAGAAAGAAAAACAAUAAUGUUGGAAGGAAAAAAACAAACAAAACAGAAGUGCCUACUCUCCGUGUUCUUUGUUUUAGGCCUGCUCGGGAUGCUUUGAGUUGGCAGAUGUAUGGCAGCGUCCUUGAGGGUUUCAAGCCCAGUCUCGGUUUCACUCCCAGCUGUAAACGCACCCAAAGAGCUUCAACACUGUUCUGCACAGCGCUACAGGGUGCGUUUAGAGAUGGGGGGUGGGGGUGGGGAGAAAACGACUGGAUUGAGAUCCUCGGACCCGGAACGCACCAAUAACUUGCAACACGUUGCUGUUUGUUUAAAAAAAACGUUUUUAUCGUCACGUUUUAUGGAUGCUCGUUCGUUGUUGCCGUUUGUGUUAAAAGAAGUAAUAAUCAAUUGUUUAUUUAAAAAUUAUUUUGAAUCUGUAAUUUUACAGUUUGCUGAUCCGAUUUUAUCGUCGUUUAAGGAACGAUGGAGAAGCAUUUACAUGGAUUGAAGUCAUUGUCUUGUCUUUCACAAUCCAUUGUAUGUGUGUGUGUGUGUGUGAGAGAGAGAAAUAGAUUUGAUCUCCUGUUAACACUCGUGUGAACUGGAAAGUCAAAUAAAGCUGUGCUUUCUGCGAUGAA
This is a messenger RNA of Silurus meridionalis, 2424 nucleotides long. It is a transcript of the gene rab5b, whose product is annotated as RAB5B, member RAS oncogene family. The transcript is spliced from 6 exons. Gene Ontology annotation, molecular function: GTPase activity; GTP binding. The record is from RefSeq and is a predicted model, not a curated record. The coding region runs from base 241 to 885 and encodes 214 amino acids. NCBI's taxonomy places the organism in Eukaryota, Metazoa, Chordata, Actinopteri, Siluriformes, Siluridae.